AUAAAAAAAUAAAAAUAAAAACUGAGAGAAUCGGUAUGAAGUUGCGUACCAACUACUCUCUGCCUUUAUUCUUCUUUUCUAGUUGCAUUUUUCCCUCCACCAUCUACCUACGUAGCCUUUUAACAUUCCUUUUUCUCUCUUUACCUUUUCCUUUCUUCUCAUUCUUCCAUUACUGAGUUUCUCUUUACUCUCUCUCUCUUCAAUCUCCAUGCAUCAUGGCUAACUAGCUGUUUAGAUCAAUGCAAGUGAAAUCUUAACAUUAAUGGCCCCGAGUACUCCGACAAUAGCUUCACUCUUCACCAGGCUCAUCUCCCAUUUCUUCCUUCUUUUUGUCAACUUGGGUUGCUUUGUCUUCACCACCAGCCCCACUGCCGGCGCUGACGCCGACAUCCAACGCCAUGGUCACUCUAAGAAACGAAAAACUCAUAAAGCCCUCUCGUCUUCUUGGUCUUAUAUCAAAGGAAUAUUUUCCUCCAAAUCCCGUAAAACCAAUGUCCAAACACACCCUUCGACGCCUCCUCGAUCGUCCCAGCACUCUAUCGUCUCCCUCGUCAAUCCCGAUCCGUCCGAUCAGCCCUCUGCCGUUGUAGAAGCACUACCUCGGAAAAAGCAUUCCCCGUCGGAAUCUGACAUAGCAGCCAGCGACGGCGACCUCUUCUUCCCACUCCGGAACGACAUCUUCCCGUGUACGGCAUGCGGCGAGAUCUUCCAGAAGCCCCAGCUCCUCGAACAGCACCUGACGGUGAAGCACGCCGUUUCGGAGCUCUACGACGGAGAUUCGGGCAAAAACAUAGUCCGGAUCAUAUUCAAAUCGGGUUGGAGCAAUACCCGAAAUAAGAGCCCGAUUAUCCACAGGGUACUGAAGAUCCACAAUAGCGCUAAGAUACUGACUCGAUUCGAAGAGUACCGAGAGACAGUCAAAGCCAAGGCCACGCGAAACGGCACCGUUCGAAAGUCCCGAGAUGAGAGGUGCAUCGCAGACGGUAACGAGCUCUUGAGGUUUCACUGUUCGACAUUUCUUUGCGAUUUGGGGGCCAAUGGAAGCUCCGGGAUCUGUAACCACCAGUACUGCAGCGUUUGUGGGAUAAUCAAAUCCGGGUUCUCACCCAAGUUGGACGGAAUUUCCACGCUGUCGAGUAGCUGGAGGGCACACGUGGCGAUCCCAGAUGAGAUCGAGGAAGAGUUUCGGUUCAUGAACGUGAAACGAGCCAUGUUGGUCUGCCGGGUCGUAGCGGGCCGGGUCGGGUGCGAGACGGACGACGUGGAGAAAGAUGACGGCGCAGGGUUUGACUCGGUGUUGGGACGUGGCGGAAGUGGAGCCCACACGAGGCUAGACGAGGAAGAGCUCUUGGUGUUUAAUCCAAGGGCUGUGCUCCCAUGCUUUGUGAUUGUGUAUACUGUGUGAGCGUGCGUUGGAUCCUUAUUGUGUUAGCUCUUUUUUUUAUUAUUUAUUUAUUUAGUUUAAUUACCUAAUCAUGAAUUUUUUUAGUGAUGUGUGGUAGUGAUGGUGUUAUCUAGUGGGUCCCAAAAAUAUUGGGUUGGUGCUUGAAGACUUGAACUAAAUUGGUCACAGUCUCGUUACUAAUACUGGCCAUGAAGAUAUACAUCUAUCCCUAUGAUAUAAUUAAUAGGUUAUAGUGGCAGAGUUUGAGAAUUGAGAACUUUGUCCAAUGAGAUAGUGUUGUGAGCGUUUUGUUUGUAAGAUAGUAGGUAAAGAUAGCAUUUCACCUUGAGGAUUUUGAUAGCUUUAAAUUAAUCACCUACUAUCUCUUGGUUCAAUAUUAGGAGCAAUAUAAUAUAUGUGAAGAUUUGUAGUCGUUCGAGCUGUGAUUCAUUGAAUUUUGGUGUCUUUAGCGGAUUUUAACCUCUCCUUUUUAUGUAUGUGUAUAUAUAUAUAAAAGUGUAUGUGCUGGUAAUAGAAAACAGUAUUGUUUUGUUUGGAUUUA
Messenger RNA from Humulus lupulus (European hop), 1946 nucleotides. RefSeq lists its product as uncharacterized. Bases 263 to 1405 code for a protein of 380 amino acids. The record is from RefSeq and is a predicted model, not a curated record. The transcript has a single exon. Lineage: Eukaryota; Viridiplantae; Streptophyta; Magnoliopsida; Rosales; Cannabaceae.